AUGAUCGUCGAAGCCACGUCAACACCAGGGGAAAAGAAAAACAAGAAAACUGCUACCAACCUUCUCGCGACACAUCUUCCCUCUGCUUUCACCGCGUCCGACUUGUCAGAAGCAACACUGGAAGAAGCCCUGCCUCAGAUAUUGCAACAAUUACAUCAAGACCUAGCUGCAAGCAGUCGCUGGUGUGAUAGUAUCCACCAGGAAAUUCACAUCAAUGAACCUUCCACCCUUCCAGUUGGACAACGGCACAGACUUCGCCAUUAUAUUCGUCCAACCCGGAUGCAUUUAAGAGGUCCCCAUCUGCAAAAGAUCUCUUAUUUCGGUCCGCAUCUGCAAAAGAGCUUAGAGCUAGCUGUCACAAUCUGCUCCUAUCGCCGAUGUGAGAAGGGCAAAUGGACGUAUUCGACUUUGAUUUGA
Molecule: messenger RNA, 417 nt
Organism: Necator americanus (New World hookworm)
Lineage: Eukaryota; Metazoa; Nematoda; Chromadorea; Rhabditida; Ancylostomatidae
Exons: 1
Coding region: 1-417 (138 amino acids)
Source: RefSeq, a predicted model, not a curated record